This is a messenger RNA of Drosophila takahashii, 12533 nucleotides long. RefSeq names its product multiple ankyrin repeats single KH domain (gene mask). Gene Ontology annotation, molecular function: RNA binding; protein binding. Gene Ontology annotation, cellular component: cytoplasm. NCBI's taxonomy places the organism in Eukaryota, Metazoa, Arthropoda, Insecta, Diptera, Drosophilidae. The record is from RefSeq and is a predicted model, not a curated record. Gene Ontology annotation, biological process: innate immune response.
UUUCCUCCAAUAUCCGGGAAUAAUGGCGAUCCGAAACUCUGGCGAGAGACAGAGAAUUUACCACUGCUGAAAAAUUGAUUAAUUUGCUAGAAAUUUUAAACGGACGCGCGAAUUGAAAGUAAAUCAAGAAGAAUAACCCCAAUAUAAAAUCAACCUCCAGCGAGAGAGUAAAAUGAAUAAUGAUGCGAAAAACCAUGAAUGCGAUGACUUGAAUGUGCGCUCUACGGCGUAUUUUAACCAAAAAACCACAACAACAACAACUACCAAUCAACCGAAAGCGGCCAGCAAGAAUAACGCAGGCUCCUUGGGCUCCUCAGGCUCCAAUAAUAAUAAUACCACUACCAAUCCAAAAACCAACCGACAGUUGAAUCAUAAUCUACCACGUAUCGCUGCCGCCAGACAUUCGAUAGCCGCCGCUCUACUGGCUAACAAUAGUCUGAAGACCAGCGGUCGGAAGAUCCUGUCGGCCAAGAAUGAGCCACUGAUUACGACGGAGUCGACAACUUCAGCAGCCACCAGUAAUAGCCGUUUGAAAGUUAACAACAACAACAACACUGCCAAGAUGUCUGGAACUAGUAGCAGUCAGGCCUCGUCGGCCACGCCCACAACAACGCCCACGGCCAGCAGCGGUAGCAGCAGCAGCGCAACAGCAACAACAACAACGAGCGGUAUAGCCAAUCCCGCUCCGGUGACCACCACUGGAGCAGGAGGCGCCGCCAAGUUCCGUUCCGCCGUCGCCUCGGCGCCCAGUUCAUCAUCAUCAGCUGCUGCCCAACUGCCUGCGCCUGCAACUGCAACUGCAACAUCUGCUCCUGCCCCCAGUAGUAGCUCCUCCAGCUCCUCGUCCUCGAAGAAGACCCGAGCAGCAGUGGCCGCCCUGAAGCGACAGGUGGCCUUGCAGCAGCAGCAGCAGCAGGCGCCCCUCUCCGGGAAUCCAGCACCACCCAACUUGACCAGCAAGGAUUCGGCGCAUUUGAAAUUCGCCGCAACCACUCUGCUGAUGGGCGCCGCCGCAGCUGCCGCCGAUAGCAACGCUGGCGCUGCUACCGGUGGAGCAGGAGGAGGAUCAGCAGGAGGAGCGGGAGGAUCAUCAGGAUCGGGAGGAGCCAGGAUGGCCCUAAAUCCCGCCGUGGAUGUGGCCAAUGCCGCCGCCGUUCUCAAGCAAAAGCUUAAGGAUGCGGCCGCCGCUGCCUCGGCCUCCGCCUCCAAUCGUUCCGCCACCUCGUCCAUGUCAUCAACCGCCUCCUCGCUCUCCUCGUCGGCGGGCAUCGUGAAUGCCAUCUCCUCGGCGCUGCAGAACAUCAUCACGCCGGACACCGACACCGACACCGAGUUCUAUCCCCAGCCCGUCACCACAGACCUGUCCGAAUCGGAGGAGGAGUCUGUUUCAGAGAUCCUAUUGGCAUUCUUGUGUUUAAGGCCAGAUCUCCUGGAUGAUAUUCCCGAAUCAGAUCCGGAUAGCUGCCCGCAUGAGGGCGAGGUGCGCGAGGAUGAGGACGAAACGGAGGAGGAGUCGGAGGACUCUGAUGAGUCCGAAGGCGACGACGAGGAAGACGAAGAGGAGAUAGAUGUGCUGCAGGACAACGACGCGGACGACGAGGAGAUCGACGAUGAGGACGAGGAAGAGGACGCGCCCGAAGUGAGUUCCUUCCUCAUGGACGCCAACAACAAGCGCUCCAGCAAUCUCACCGCCCUGCUCGAGGCCGCGGCCAACGAGAAGGCUCCUGUCCUGCGCCACGCCACCCACGCCAUCGACGAGACCAAGCAGGCGCUGACCAAGAUGCGCUGUGCCAACAGUCCCCGCGAUAAGAACAGUGGUUUCUCCCGAUCGCUCGUGGCCGCCUGCACGGAUAAUGAUGUCAAUACGGUGAAGCGGCUGCUCUGCAAGGGCAACGUUAACCUUAACGAUGCCGCCGCCUCAACGGAUGACGGCGAAUCCCUGCUCUCAAUGGCCUGCUCUGCGGGCUACUACGAGCUGGCUCAGGUUCUGCUGGCCAUGUCUGCCGCCCAGGUGGAGGACAAGGGGCAAAAGGACUCGACGCCGCUAAUGGAGGCCGCCUCCGCUGGCCACCUGGACAUCGUGAAACUGCUGCUCAACCACAACGCCGAUGUGAACGCCCACUGCGCCACCGGCAACACCCCGCUCAUGUUUGCCUGCGCCGGCGGUCAGGUGGAUGUGGUGAAGGUGCUGCUCAAGCACGGCGCCAAUGUCGAGGAGCAGAACGAGAAUGGACACACGCCCCUGAUGGAGGCCGCCUCCGCUGGCCAUGUGGAGGUAGCCAAGGUGCUGCUUGAGCAUGGAGCCGGCAUCAACACCCACUCGAACGAGUUCAAGGAGAGCGCCCUCACACUUGCCUGCUACAAGGGUCACCUGGACAUGGUGCGGUUCCUGCUGCAGGCAGGUGCCGAUCAGGAGCACAAGACCGACGAAAUGCAUACGGCCCUCAUGGAGGCUUCAAUGGACGGCCAUGUUGAGGUGGCGCGUCUGCUUCUCGACUCCGGUGCCCAGGUGAACAUGCCCACGGAUUCGUUCGAGUCUCCUCUUACCCUCGCCGCCUGCGGUGGCCACGUGGAGUUGGCCACCCUGCUGAUCGAGCGAGGCGCCAACAUUGAGGAGGUCAACGACGAGGGCUACACUCCGCUCAUGGAAGCUGCUCGCGAGGGACACGAGGAAAUGGUGGCCCUGCUGCUCAGCAAGGGUGCGAAUAUCAAUGCCACGACCGAGGAAACCCAGGAGACGGCCCUUACGCUCGCCUGCUGCGGUGGCUUCAGCGAGGUGGCCGCCUUUCUGAUCAAGGAGGGCGCCAACCUCGAACUGGGCGCUUCCACACCGCUCAUGGAGGCCUCGCAGGAGGGCCACACCGAUCUGGUGCGCUUCCUGCUGAAGAACAAGGCCAAUGUUCAUGCCGAGACUCAAACAGGCGACACAGCUUUGACGCACGCCUGCGAGAACGGGCACACGGAUGCGGCCGGUGUGCUUCUAUCCUACGGAGCUGAGCUGGAGCACGAGUCCGAGGGCGGGCGAACGCCUCUGAUGAAGGCCUGUCGCGCCGGACACCUUUGCACCGUCAAGUUCCUCAUCCAGAAGGGCGCCAAUGUCAACAAGCAGACCACCAGCAAUGACCACACUGCCCUGUCGCUCGCCUGUGCCGGCGGUCAUCAGUCUGUGGUGGAGUUGCUGCUGAAGAACAACGCCGAUCCGUUCCACAAGCUGAAGGACAACAGCACCAUGCUGAUCGAGGCCUCCAAGGGUGGACACACCCGCGUGGUCGAGCUGCUCUUCCGCUACCCCAACAUCUCGCCCACGGAAAUGGCAGCGGCUGCGAAUGCCAACCAGGCGGCGGCCGCCACCACCUCGCAGGCUGGACCGAAUCAGAUGCGGCAGAAGAUCAUGAAGCAACAGCUGCAGCAUCAGUUGCAGCAGCUCAACGCUCCGCCCGGCUUGCAUGAAUUGUCGGAGGCGGCGCGAGCCUCCAACCAGCAACAUUUCCACCAGCAGCAGUUCAGCAGUGCCGGCAACGGAUCCUCCAAUAUCGUGGCAAUGGGUACGGGGGAUUUCCUGGACGCUGGCGAGCUGCAGCUCACGGCGACGGCGGGAAUGGGCGCAGGAGCUGGAACCAGCACCACCGGAAGUGAGGCUGGCAUGGAGGAGUAUGGCGAAGUAGGAGGAAUCGAUCUGACCACCCUCGGUGCUCAGCAGCAGGAAGGCCUCAUUGCCAAGUCGCGACUGUUUCACCUGCAGCCGGGAUUCGAGCAGCAGCAACAACAGCAGCAGCAGCAGCAGCCACAUACAGCCGGUCAGCACCAGUUGGUGCCGUGCAAGCACUUUGAUCUGGACAUGGAGCACAUUAAUUCCCUGCAGCCACCGCAAAAGGCGCCGCCAGCACCGCCGGUACUCUUCCACACCGUUUGCCAGCAGCCUGUGAUGCAGCAACAACAGCAGCAGCAGCAGCAACCCAAGCUGAAGUCGAACAUACUCCCGGGCAACCGGAAUCGGGCAAUGAAAACCGGCGAGGUGAUGGAGUUCAUCGACUGUCCACUGGAGCAGCAGCAACAGCUGGGAGAGCAGGUGCGUUCGCAGCCCCUGGGUGAGGAUGGCAAGGCACCGCAGUUCGCAUGCGCUGGCGAGGAUCCGCGGCUGCAACGCCGACGCGGCUUUAUGCCGGAGCUGAAGAAGGGUGAACUGCCGCCGGAGAGCAGCAGCAGUGACCCUAACGAGCUAGCCCUCAAAGGAGCCGACAACAAUCAGCCCGUUCCGAUAGCACUGGACAAUAGUGGCUGCGUCCAGAUCCCAGCCCGAAACUCUGGCGGAGCCAUUACCCAUUCCUCGGAAGUUCUUCAGAGCACAGCCAUCAGCGACAGGCCCAAGGUAAAGGCCACCAACAAGAGCAACCGGAAGCAGGCAGCCGCAGCAGCAGCAGCUGCAGCAGCAGCGGCGGCAGCGGCAGCAGCAGCUGCCCAGCAUGCCCAGCAAGUAUUGCCCAAUCUGCAGCAGAACCCGAUGGUGUCGAUCUACAAUAACCUGCACAUGCAGCAGUCGCAUCUGCAACUCCAGCAGCAUUUGCAAAUGCACCAUCAGCGAGUUGCACUGGACAAUGCAGCGGCUGCAGCAGCAGCGGCAGCUUCAACCGCCAACAUGGCCUACUCCAACUCGCCGGCUUCUCCGCUCGCCUCGCCCACUGGCAGCGGCAACUAUGUCGAUCAGCAGCAGCAGCAGCAGCAGUCCUUGGAUGUAGCCCUGCAGCACAAGUCGGCCAUGGACGACUUUCGUGGCAUGCUGGAAACGGCGGUGAAUGGGUCGCGGGGCAGGAAAGACCUCGCUCUGAACACUCCCCAGUUGAACUUCUUCAAGGACGGCUGGCAUAUGGUGGGAGUGCACAAUUUCUUCGGCGAUCAGCCAAAGUCGCCCACUGAGACGCCGCCGGAGAUGGAGGAGACCACCAUGUCGUCGCCAACCGAAGCAGAACCUCGGGCCGAGAUGAAGAACCUGGCCACGCUCUGCUCGGCUGCAGCAGCUGCUGCUGCUGUGGCUGCGGCCAACAAGGAGCAGGACGAGAUGAGUUCGGGCCUCGAGAGCGAAUGCGACGAUGAUGCCGAGGGAGGAGGUGGAGGUGCUGGUGGCGAUAGCGAGGAGAACACACUGCCGCCAGAGCCCAUUGAAUUGGCAGCCGCUUUGCGCGAAGACGGCAUCAUUGUGGAGGAAGAGGAGGAUGACGAGGAGGAGGAGGACGAUGAUGACGAGGAGCAGGACACCAACAGCGGGGAGAUCGAUAAGCUCAACUACGAUGAUGAAGAUGCCGAGGUGGACAACGAUGGUGAAGUGGACUACAUCGACGAGGACGAAGGCGGUGGCGAGGGUGAGGGUGAGGGUGAGGACGAGGAAGACGAAGCAGACGAUGAUGAGUUCUUCCUCGAUGAGGCGGACAGUGAUCAAGGUGCUGGCAACAACAAUAACAACAAUAACUCAAAGAGCGGUGCCAGUUCACUGCCCUUGAAGCAGCGCAAAAUGAACACCCGGCUGGAGAACCUAAUCCUCACCUCGCAAACCCUUUGCGACUUCCCGCCCGAACUAACCAACUCGGAGCUGGUCCAUGUUCUGCCCCAAAUCAGCAAUCUCAAGGCGGCGGCCAGCAGCAAUGCGGCGCUGAACAGCGUGCUCCAGCAGCAGCUGGCGGCGGCCACCGCGGCAGCAGCUCACGCCAAAGCGGUUGCAGUCCACCAGAAGCAGCAGCUUCAUCAGCAAGUGGAGGGCGAUCAGCAAUGCGAAGAUGAUGGCGGCGCUAGUGCAAAUGAGUUGUAUUCCGGCUUGGAGCACUUUGCAAAUGAUGGCGAAAUGGAGGAUAUAUUCCAGGAAUUGGCCAGUAGCCUAAACUACCCAGAGCUGGCCGAGUUUAGCCUGAAUCAGAUGUGCAAGGGCAGGUUUGCUGGCAACUGGGCGCAGUCGUCGGCCAAGUGGACAGGUCAGGAGCAGUUGGUGGGCGUGGUCAGGUCGCCGGGUCUCAUUAACCCGGGCGAUGUGCCGCAGGAUGCCCAGCGACAGGCAAACCUCGUCCUCUUGGACUAUCCCAUGCAGCAAAACAUCCAGCUAGAGCAGCGACUCCUCGAUGCUGAGGAAAUGCACCUGCAGCAACACCAGCAAACUCCGCUUUCCUUACUCCCCUUCACGGAUGAUCAGCAGCAGCAGCUUCACCAUCCAGACGUCUAUCAGCACCAGCAGCUCGCCUUGGAAAACGAUCCGGAGCUAAAGCAGCAGCUUCAGCAGUACUCCAAUGCGCGCAUCAUCAAGGCUGUGGCUGCCCAGCAUCAACAUCAGCAGCAGCAGCAGCCGGCCACCAACUUUGUCUACAACGUGGAGAGCGGCGACAAGAAUGCUCCGCCCGUGCAGUUGCUCUUCCAGUUGCCUCCCAAUAUGGCCCAGCAGCAUCAGACGCAACAGCAGACUGUUGUCGGGGAGCCCCUCACCGAACAGCAGCAGCAGCAGUUGCACGCCGAGCAGGCCCAUCUCUUUCAGCAUCGAACCGGCGGCCAGCGUCCGCCCACCCAGAGUGAACUAGAGCAGGUGGCCCAGGAGCUGCUGCUCCAAAGGAGCGGCCAGUUGCCAGCCGGAGCUCCCGUCGUCGGUGUCCAGGCUCUGCCGCUCAAGCAAAAGCACUUUAACCUGCAGGAACAGCUGCUCCUUCAUCCGCCGCCGCAUAUGCAGGCGCCUGUGUCCUGUGUCCAGCAUCAGGUGGCCACGCAGACGCACCCGGCUUCUGUCGUAGUGCCGCAGCCCGCCGUUGGACAGUAUACCCAAUUCGCCCUGCAGCCACCGCAGCAGCAACAGCAGCUGCAGCAGAACGAACUCUCCAUUUGGCCCAUGGGCACACCUACUCCCACGCCCAGCAGCGGUGUCAGCGCCACCAAGUCGAUGCCCGGCGGCAUUGCCAAGAAGGCCAUUGACAAGCAGUCGCGCAAGGAUCGCCGCUGUGUGAUGCGUCAGACACCGGCAGGCAGUCAAGUAAACACCAACCAGCAUCAACAACCGCAGGUCGCCACAGCGCAGCAGCAGGCGCAACUGCAGAACCAGUUGGCCGUCGCGACCACCGUGAGUGUGGACAAGACCAUCGAGAUUGAUUCGGAGACGGAGUCGAACCACGACACCGCCUUAACACUGGCCUGUGCCGGCGGUCACGAGGAGCUCGUUGAACUGCUGAUCAAUCGGGGAGCGAACAUUGAGCACCGCGACAAGAAGGGAUUCACGCCGCUCAUCCUCGCGGCCACCGCUGGUCACGACAAGGUCGUCGACAUUCUGCUCAAGCACAGCGCCGAAUUGGAGGCCCAGUCGGAGCGCACCAAGGAUACUCCCCUUUCGCUGGCCUGUUCCGGCGGUCGCUACGAGGUCGUCGAACUUCUGCUCAGUGUGGGUGCCAACAAGGAGCACCGCAAUGUAUCGGACUACACGCCACUCAGCCUGGCCGCAAGCGGUGGCUAUGUGAACAUCAUUAAGCUGCUGCUCAGCCAUGGAGCGGAGAUCAAUUCGCGCACCGGCAGCAAGCUGGGCAUCUCCCCUCUAAUGCUGGCCGCCAUGAAUGGUCACACGCCGGCGGUUAAGCUGCUGCUGGAUCAGGGAUCCGACAUAAAUGCCCAGAUCGAGACGAAUCGCAAUACGGCGCUGACCUUGGCCUGCUUCCAGGGCAGGCAUGAGGUCGUCAGUCUUCUGCUCGACCGGCGGGCCAAUGUGGAGCAUCGGGCCAAGACGGGACUGACUCCUCUAAUGGAAGCCGCCUCGGGCGGUUACAUAGAGGUCGGCCGUGUUUUGCUGGAUAAGGGAGCGGAUGUGAAUGCUGCCCCUGUGCCCACGUCCAGGGAUACGGCUCUCACCAUUGCCGCCGACAAGGGCCACCAGAAGUUCGUGGAGCUGCUACUCUCGCGGAAUGCCAGCGUGGAGGUGAAGAACAAGAAGGGCAACUCGCCGCUCUGGCUGGCUGCCCACGGCGGUCACCUCAGUGUAGUGGAGCUGCUGUACGACCACAAUGCCGACAUUGACUCGCAGGACAAUCGACGCGUCUCCUGCCUGAUGGCCGCCUUCCGCAAGGGUCACACCAAGAUCGUCAAGUGGAUGGUGCAGUAUGUGUCGCAGUUCCCCUCCGACCAGGAGAUGAUCCGCUUCAUUGGCACCAUUAGCGACAAGGAGCUGAUCGACAAGUGCUACGACUGCAUGAAGAUCCUGCGCAGCGCCAAGGAGGCCCAGGCCGUCAAGGCCAACAAGAAUGCCUCCAUACUGCUCGAGGAGCUCGAUCUGGAGCGGACGCGCGAGGAGAGCCGCAAGGCGGCCGCCGCCCGUCGCCGUGAGCGCAAGAAGAAGAAGAAGAUGGAGAAGAAGGAGGAGAAGCGCCGCCAGCAGCAGGGAAGCGGUGCUGGAAAUGGUGACGAUAUGCAGGGCGAUGACGAUGAUGGUAGCGACAAGGAUGAUGAUUCCGACAAGGACGACGAGGAUGAGGAGGCAGCGCCAACCACCGCCCGCGAGGAGGGCGACUCGGGCAUCGAUCAGGGCUCCUGCUCCAGCGGCGACACCAAAAAUGGUCGACUGGGUGCCGCCCAGGCUGCCGAAGCAACCAGCAAUUCCGGUUCGAGCAACAAUCAGGGAAAGAAAAGCAAGAAGCAGCCGAAGAACAAGUCGGUAGCGGUGGUAUCGGAACCAGUUGUGGCAACCACUACUCCCGUAAUCUCCUCGAGCACCACUUCCGUACUCAAGGGCAUCUCCGUGAAGAAGCAACCGGCUGUGGAAGUAGUGAAGCAGCAGGCUCCUGUCGCCACAGCUCCUGUGAAGCGACAGCUGGAGGUGAAGAAAGAAGAACCAUCUGUUGUGAAGAAGAAGGAGGAGAAGAGCAGCAGCAGCAGCUCCACCAGCAAUAAGCGAGAGAAGGAGAACCUGGCGCCCAAGGAGGUCACGCUGCCAGCCAAGCAGCAGCCCAGUAACUCCAGCAACUCCAGCAAACUGCAGAGCAGCGAGUCCGCCAGCAACAUUAGCAGCAGCAGCACCACCAACGCAACCACCACCCGUAAAGAAGUGGCUAAACCAGGGUCACAAACUGCGAGCAGCACCAGCUUGAAUCCCUCUGCCAAGCGCAGCGAAGUCGAUGGCUGGAAGGAAGUGGUGCGCAAGAGCAGCACACAGCAGACCACAGCGGUGGGAGCAAGUGGAGCACCGCUGCCUGCGGUAGCCACCAGUUCGACCACCAGCGUGCAGCACCAUCCGCAUCACCAGCAUCACCAUUUGGCCAACAGUUCCAGCAACAGCUCGAGUUCUCUGGGCGCAACGGGCGCCACCUCAUCGGCAUCAUCCGUGCCCGAGAUGACCUGCAAGAAGGUGCAGGUGCCGGUGAACGCCAUUUCCCGGGUGAUUGGACGGGGCGGCAGCAACAUCAACGCCAUUCGCGCCACCACCGGUGCCCACAUCGAGGUGGAGAAGCAGGGCAAGAACCAAUCGGAGCGAUGCAUAACGAUCAAGGGCCUAACCGAUGCCACCAAGCAGGCACAUAUGCUUAUCCUGGCUCUCAUCAAGGAUCCCGAUGUGGAUAUACUGCAAAUGCUGCCGCGGAUUAACAGCAGCAUCAAGCAGGCAAAUGCUCCCAUGACCGUUGGAACCUGGGAUAAUCGCACCGCAGCGGGUGCGGUGAAUGCUUACACCUUUUCGUCGGCCGCAUCCACCACCUCCACGUCGUCCAGCUCGUCGGCCAGCUCGACUACAACGCCGGCGGGAGCUGCUGCCUACAGUAAUGCGCACAAGCAGCCGCUGCAGCCAGUGAAGGCUGCGAGUGGAAGGUCCUCGGCCACUGUCAAGUCCAACGGCAGUAGUUCCAAGGUUUCUUCGGGUGCGGGUGCCUCGGGUGGAUCCAGUGGUUCCCGCAGAGGUGGCGGCGGCGGCGGAGGAGGCGGCUAUCUCAGUCAACAGCAACCUGGUCGCAGCUCCUCGAAUGGCGUGGCCAAGAGCAAGACGGAGAGCUCAACGAAAUCCCUGCCAGCUGCACAGAAGAGCAGCAGCACCUCGCUGGCUAGCAAAUCGUCGUCGACUGUGGCUCCCGGAGCUCAGAACUUUGCCAAGGCAGCGGCCAUUGCACAGUCGUCGCCUAAAAAAGCUGAAGGAGGCGCAGUUUCUGCGAUGAUCGGCUCUGCCGGCGGACGCAGCAGCGGUGUGGUGGCUCCAUUUGGACGGGGCAAACCUGUCGCUGGCCAAGGAGCAGCUGCAAAUGCGGCGGCUUCGAAUGUGGCCCAGCUGGGAAGUGGAAGUGGAAGCGGCAGUAGCAACAUAUUGGCUGGACCAAUUGGCACCUUUAAUGUGGCGGAUGUGGCCGCCGUGAAUGCAGCAGCUGCAGUGAAACCCAUUGCACCCAUUGCACCACCCAGUAAGCGAGUGGGCUCUCCCAUUCAAGCCCAGCAGCAGCAGCAACAGCAGCAACCGCAACAGCAGCAGCAACAGCAGCAACCGCAGCAGCAACAGCAACCACAGCAACAGCCAGCUCAGCAGGCAACACUUCCUGGCUCACAGCCACAACAGCAACCGCAGCAACAAGCUCCUCAACAGCAACAGCAGCAACAACCCCAGCAACAGCCACCGCAACCACAAACCGCCCAGCAAAACCUGGUGAUCAACACAAACCUGCUGAACGACCUGAUGGCCGCCAGUGCAGCCGGCAACACGGCCAGCGAUAGCUUCAGUGCCCAGCUGGCCGCCAAGUUGUCCAGCGCCUAUUCCCUGUUCAGUGACUACCAGCAAUCACAGUGGGGCAAGCUGGGUGAUCCUGGAAUUGGAGGCGGAGCAGGUGGAGCCGUGGGCGAUGGUCUGCCGCAGGCGGAUGCCUCCAAGGCACCGGGAUACAAUCGCAACAUCCUCAGUUCGCCGGUGGGCAGUUCGAAGGCCUCGUCGAAUCACUCAACCUCACCGCCAGUGGGUAAUGUAAUCCAGCAGCAGCAGCAGCAACAACAACAGCAGCAGCAGCAGCAACCGCCGCAAUCCAGCCAGCAGGCUCUAAACAUCAUCACCAGUGGAGGAGGAGGACCAGGAGGAGCUGCAGCAGCGCCAGCCAGAUCACCAAUGGUCGAGGGAAAUCCCGCCGGGGGCCAGCCCUCCAUUAAUGGAACCCAGGGACUGGGUGAAUCGUCGGCACCUGCGCUGCAUUCGCCGGGCGUCAUCAAGCCGCCCAGCUCCACAGUUCCCAUUCAGAGGCAUGUGCCCAUGCCUGAACCCGGAGCACCACCCACAUUCGGAGCGAUUGGUUCCAAUCCCGCCAGCGGCGGUGGCAAUUCAGCGGCAGCCCAAGCAGCUGCAGCUGCUGCCGCUUCAGCGAUGAUUGAUCGUCAGCAGCAAAACUUGCAGACCUUGCAGAAUUUGCAACGAAUGGUGGGAGCCUCACAGCAGCAACAGCAACAGCAGCAGCAGCUCAACUACCCCAUGGAUCCCUCGACCUCGCCGUACAUUGUGGAUGGCAAUAAUUUGUUGCGCCUGAAUCCACGCGCCUCCAUCUACGCGCAGGGCAACAAGCAGCCACCGCAGCAGCCACCGCCGCAGGGUGGAGCGCAGUCGAAUAUGUUUGGAGGCAAUCCGGGGAGACAGCAGCCGCCGGGUGCGGGAGCCAGGCAGCCAGGAGGAGCAGCUGCACAGCGUUGGUAUGGCGGAGCCUUGGAGUAUCCCUCGUACACGGGCCGUGACAUGCUGCACCUGGAGAAUGGCGGAGCCGGCGGUAUGGCGGGCCUAGGCUCGCCAUCGGCCAUGUCGCCCAAUCACGACGACAUUCGCAAGAUGCCGCGUCCCAUUGGCACCGAGCGAGCUGCCUCCUGGAAGUUUAACAACUUUAAUGUGGCCGCCUCGUCACUGAGCAUAGAUGAUGCCUUGGCCAGCGUGCUGCCGCCUUGGGCGCACGAGCCGAAGGCACAGCCACCGGGUCUGCAGCAGCCGCCGCCGCCACCGCAGUCGCAGCAGCAGCAGCAACCGCUUAACUGGCUGAAGCAGCAGCAGCCGCAGCAGCAGCAGUAUAGGCCGUACAACAACGGACCCUAUCCGCAGCAGCAGCAGCAUGAGCCAAUGAAUAUGCCCAUGGACUAUCACAACAUGCAGGCGCCGCCGAACAUGAACCAGCAGCAACAGCAGCACGUCAACUUGAUGCCCUCGGCCUAUGGCUACCAGCAUUUUGUGGGCGCUCCCGGAGCGGUUGACAUCUCCGGGCACAUGCCGGACAAGAUGGAGGUGUGGGAUCACCACGACAAGCACAUGCCUUGGACUAACUAUACCACCAACUGGUCCAACUAAAGUCCCAGCGACACUCGGAAAGGGGAUCUCCAGCAAACUGGACCCAACAGCAACUUCAAGAUCAGUGGCAGCAGUAACAGCAACAGCAGAAGCAACAGCGAAAGCAUCUCACUGAUUUAAGCAUGCAAAGCGAAAUAUUUAUUGAAUUUCUACGUUUUCUAUUCGGAUUCUCGGCUUCUUCUCCCCACUACAACUACUUAAUCUUCUAACAACCGGCCAACAACUGUCGUGGAAACGGAAACAGCAA